This is a messenger RNA of Helianthus annuus (common sunflower), 1290 nucleotides long. Its product is annotated as protein CUP-SHAPED COTYLEDON 2. Gene Ontology annotation, molecular function: DNA binding. The transcript has 3 exons. Gene Ontology annotation, biological process: regulation of DNA-templated transcription. The record is from RefSeq and is a predicted model, not a curated record. Lineage: Eukaryota; Viridiplantae; Streptophyta; Magnoliopsida; Asterales; Asteraceae. Bases 135 to 1049 code for a protein of 304 amino acids.
CUCUUGCAGAGGCGACAAACAUAACAAGACAUCACACCCACUAUUUAAUAUCUUCAUCCAAAUCCACCAUUAACUCAACGGUUCUUCAUCACUUCUCUCCAAACAUCAAUGUUUGUUUGUUGAGUUCUCUUUUCAUGGAUCAGUUUUUCACUCAAUUGUUUGACAACUCUCAACUGCCACCUGGGUUCAAGUUCCACCCUACCGAUGAAGAACUCAUCUCAUGCUACCUCCUCCGGAAAGUUCUCGACGGAUCCUUCACCUGCCGGGCCGUUGCCGACGUUGAUCUCAACAAAUGCGAACCAUGGGAACUUCCUCAAAGGGCGAAAAUGGCGGGAAAAGAGUGGUAUUUUUUCAGUAUGCGUGACCGGAAGUACCCAACAGGACUGAGAACAAACCGGGCGACAGCCGGCGGUUACUGGAAAGCAACCGGAAAAGAUAAGGAGGUUUAUAGUUCAAAGACUUCAUGUUUAGUGGGGAUGAAGAAAACCCUAGUGUUUUAUCGAGGUAGGGCUCCUAAAGGAGAGAAAACCAACUGGGUUAUGCAUGAAUAUCGCCUUGAAGGCAAAUUUGCUUACCAUUUUCUCUCCAAAACCUCCAAGGAUGAAUGGGUGCUCUGUCGAGUAUUUCAGAAGAGUAGCUCAGGCGGGAACCAUCGUUCAGGGACGAAACGUGUAUCCAACUCCUACCAAGAAGUCAACUCUUCGACGUCGUUUUCCCUCCCACCGCUUCUCGAACCGUCGUACACCUCCGCCACAUCAGCAUACGCCGGUGACUCCUACGACAGCAACGCUGCCUCAAAAGAGCACGUGCCCUGUUUCUCCACUGCCUCAAUCUCCCAAUCUAUUUUGGACCUUCCCCCGCUGCCUAUCUCAGCCUCCACAUUCGCCAGCGCCGCCGUGAACGUGGGCGUCGCAGCCUUCCCUCAGCCACCGGUUCUUGAAGACGGUGCAAUGUUCAACGAUGGGAACAUGUUCGGCGGGAACUGGACGCCGGCAGAAGAGAUUCAGAAGCCAGGGCCCACUGAGUUGGAUUGCAUCUGGAGCUUCUAAUCGGAAAUCUAUGAUAGUAGCAUGAAUAUAUUAUUUAUUAUGCAUUUAUGUGUUGUAUGUUGUAUGAGAUUUUAGGCUUGUAGGAUGUUGAUGGAUGAUCUAUAUUUUAGUGUACCUUUUGUUUCAAGCAUUAUGGUUUAUUGUUACGAAAUGGGAACCUGGGAUAAAGGGUGUUUGUGUAAUUAAGUUGGGUAUUCGUAUUUGUUUUGAUAAGAUGGGUUUGUUACUGGCCAGACAGUAU